This is a messenger RNA of Penicillium expansum, 1641 nucleotides long. RefSeq lists its product as uncharacterized. Bases 1 to 1641 code for a protein of 546 amino acids. The record is from RefSeq and is a predicted model, not a curated record. The transcript has a single exon. NCBI's taxonomy places the organism in Eukaryota, Fungi, Ascomycota, Eurotiomycetes, Eurotiales, Aspergillaceae.
AUGCCCAAAAAGCACCAGCGGUUUCACGCAAAGCCAGCCAACUUAGCACAUCACAGCCUUGCACCAUCUAGGUCUCGUCAUGAUGGCGGGUCUGGGGUCCAGGGCUCCGCGUCAGCGACGUCAGUCAACGACUUAAUCAGUCACCUCCGCCGUACACAAACCCUUAGUGCUUCCCACGAUGAUUCUCCAAGCUCGCAGCGUGCCCAACGCUCGUUUGUGGCUCCCCGAUCGGUUCAUCCGUCCCUUCGAGAUGUACUCGAGCUCCCUGCAACUGCGCCGCCGCGACCUCGCCCCGGUCCUCGUCGUACGGUAUUCGGGGUUCGUCCACCUCGACCAACUGUCGGGCCUCCGCCACCUGCAAGUUGGCUCUCUGGAAAUACGGACUCGGCGAGAGACCAGGGAUUAAAUCACUGCCUGCCGGGAGCCUUUGAAGAAAUCCACCGGCUGGCCCGCCUCCCAGGGCCGCCGUUUCCGGACCAGAGGAGCCUGGUACAUCUGAUGCUGAAAUCUAUGGCUUUGAACUGGUGUUGGCAUGUUGAAUAUGAUGGCCCUUUUCUGUCCCAGCUUCCAAAUCAUAUCAAGGAACUGUUGCUGAGUUAUGUUGCUGUCUACGCAAGAGGCUCGUCUCUGAGAGGGUACAUGAAGGGGCUCAAGCCGCUCUUUUUGACCCGGCAAGAUCAGGAUCAAAUUAGCGAGGAGAACCCAGAUUUCAAAGAGUCGGGAGUUAUUGAUGCGGAUUUCAAAAUCGUCCGAUUGGACCUGGGAAAUGCUCUAGGAAACUGGAUAACUUUGAAGCAGCUCACAAACGAGAUGAUCCUCUCGCCAGCUCCAGCCGUGGGUGUCCCAAGCGACGAAAUAGGGGAGGUUGUACCAGUUUCAUGGGAUGAAGCUGUUCACAACGGCAGAGGGGAAUCUAUGCUUGAUGAUCUUCUAGCUCCGCCCAUACCAAAAGCCAUUACCCAGACCCUACGCUUCCCGGAACUCCGCGCCUUAUCCCUAGCACAUCCGACACCUAAUGCUGCAAGCUGGAACAGUCUUCUCAACCUAGUAGCACAUUUGCCCACUCUCACUCAUCUCUCGCUUGCCCAUUGGCCCAUGCCGUGCCGUAAUCCACGCUCUGCCACUACUCGAAUUCGCGGCCCAGUGGCCCGCUUCUUGACACCAGACGUCCUUGAUAACAACUGGGCUGAAGCUGCGAGUAUACUUCGCCAGCUCUCUCGUUCGACCUACUGCCUGAAAUGGCUGGACCUCGAAGGCUGCGGCGAGUGGCUACCAGCCUUGAAAUGGGUUGGGAAAGACCCAGAUGGGUUUCCACAGAACCCUGAUACUGUUGGCCCAGAGUGGAACGGAUCUUGGAGAGAUAUCGAAUGGCUUGGGAUCAGCCCUGGUUUUCUGGAUUUGCCGAAGUCUCACGACUCGUCUCAUGUACCGUCCCAUGAAGUACCCGUCCCGCAAACAAGUUCGUCAGAUUCGUCUAUCCAUGCAUCCCACCUUCAAAUUGCGCGUGAUGUGAUGCGGCACAUUCGGCAGAUAAGGAAGGGGAGGAAGUGGCUCGAAAUCGAGCUCGGGUUAGGGCUGGAUGACGUCGAACCUGAGAUAAUCAAAUCGUUGGAUGGGCAGGAAUUGUCAGUUUAUUUAUGA